AUGAACGACGCCUACUCCAGAUCAGUCAGAGAGGUUCUGGAAUUCUUCAAUGUGGACCAGACAAAAGGUCUUGCAGAUUUACAGCAAUUUGAUGAUUUGCUGGUUAAGAUUUUGAUUGCAGCUGCUGUUGUUUCGUUCCUUUUGGCAUUGGUUGAUGGAGAGACAGGAUUAAAAGCCUUUUGGGAGCCUUCUGUCAUCCUAAUGAUAUUGGCUGCAAAUGCAGCAGUAGGGGUAAUCACAGAAACAAAUGCUGAAAAGGCUCUUGAGGAGCUUCGCGCCUACCAAGCUGAUACGGCAACUGUCCUGAGAAAUGGUUGCUUCUCCAUAUUACCUGCAACAGACCUUGUCCCAGGGGAUAUAGUAGAAGUUAGUGUGGGAUGCAAAAUACCAGCAGAUAUGAGAAUGAUUGAGAUGUUAACUGAUCAAUUACGUGUUGAUCAAGCAAUUCUUACAGGUGAGAGCUGUUCUGUGGAAAAAGAGCUUGAUUCCACCUCAGUGACAAACGCAGUUUACCAAGACAAGACGAAUAUCCUCUUCUCGGGUACCAUAGUGGUUGCUGGCAGGGCGAGAGCUGUGGUUGUGGGAGUUGGCUCCAACACUGCAAUGGGCAGCAUCCGCGAUUCUAUGUUGAGAACGGAAGAUGAAGUGACACCACUGAAGAAGAAGCUGGAUGAAUUUGGUACUUUCUUGGCCAAGGUUAUUGCAGGCAUUUGUGUAAUGGUAUGGAUUGUAAACAUUGGCCAUUUUCGAGAUCCUGCCCAUGGAGGCUUCUUGCGAGGCGCAAUUCAUUACUUUAAGAUUGCAGUUGCUCUAGCUGUUGCAGCAAUUCCUGAAGGGCUUCCUGCUGUUGUUACUACGUGUUUGGCUCUUGGAACAAAACGAAUGGCUCGGAUGAAUGCUAUUGUAAGGUCGUUGCCAUCUGUAGAGACCUUAGGCUGCACAACAGUAAUUUGCAGUGACAAGACAGGCACUCUAACUACCAAUAUGAUGUCUGUCUCGAAGAUAUGUGUGCUUCAUUCUAUAAACCAAGGUUCUAUUGCUGCCGAAUACAGUGUCAGUGGGACAACAUAUGCACCAGAGGGCUUUAUUUUUGACAGCACUGGGGUGCAGCUAGAGUUUCCAGCUCAAUUCCCUUGUCUUCUCCACAUAGCUACAUGUUCAGCCCUUUGCAACGAAUCUGUUAUACAAUACAAUGCAGAAAAGAGGAAUUAUGAAAAGAUUGGCGAGUCAACUGAAGUUGCCCUUCGUGUAUUGGCUGAAAAGGUUGGUCUUCCUGGUUAUGAUUCCUUGCCUUCUGCACUGCAUAUGCUAAGUAAGCAUGAAAGAGCAUCUUACUGUAAUCGCUAUUGGGAGAACCAAUUCAAAAAGGUCUCUGUUUUGGAGUUUUCUCGUGAUCGCAAAAUGAUGAGCGUCCUUUGUAGCCGAAAGCAAAUGGAGAUUAUGUUCUCAAAAGGUGCUCCGGAAUCUAUAAUCUCUAGAUGCACAAAUAUUCUAUGCAAUGAUGAUGGUUCCACUAUUCCGCUAACUGCAAAUAUUCGAGCCGAGUUGGAGUCAAGAUUUCACAGGUCAGGAAAAGAAACUUUGAGAUGUCUGGCAUUAGCCUUGAAGAGGAUGCCAUUGGGUCAGAAGUCUCUGUCCAUUGAUGAUGAAAAAGACCUUACGUUUAUUGGAUUGCUGGGGAAACUUUGGACAGGAAACAUUUUGUUGAAAGCUUGCUCUUGGGGAUCAUCCUCAGGACAAAGAAUAGGGAAAACAGUAGCUACAGCAAUUUUCUCAGAAAGUGUCUCUGUUUUGGAGUUUUCUCGUGAUCGCAAAAUGAUGAGCGUCCUUUGUAGCCGAAAGCAAAUGGAGAUUAUGUUCUCAAAAGGUGCUCCGGAAUCUAUAAUCUCUAGAUGCACAAAUAUUCUAUGCAAUGAUGAUGGUUCCACUAUUCCGCUAACUGCAAAUAUUCGAGCCGAGUUGGAGUCAAGAUUUCACAGGUCAGGAAAAGAAACUUUGAGAUGUCUGGCAUUAGCCUUGAAGAGGAUGCCAUUGGGUCAGAAGUCUCUGUCCAUUGAUGAUGAAAAAGACCUUACGUUUAUUGGAUUGCUGGGGAAACUUUGGACAGGAAACAUUUUGUUGAAAGCUUGCUCUUGGGGAUCAUCCUCAGGACAAAGAAUAGGGAAAACAGUAGCUACAGCAAUUUUCUCAGAAAGUGUUGGAAUGCUUGAUCCACCAAGAGAGGGAGUGAGAAAUGCUAUACUCUCGUGCAUGACCGCUGGGAUACGUGUUAUAGUUGUGACAGGGGAUAACAAGGCCACUGCAGAGUCACUGUAUCAGAAGAUAGGUGCUUUUGAUCACUUAAUAGAAUUUGCUGGACACUCUUAUACUGCUUCUGAAUUUGAAGCACUGCCUGCAUUGCAAAAAACAGUGGCAUUGCAACACAUGAAACUGUUCACAAGGGUUGAACCAUCUCAUAAAAGGAUGCUGGUUGAAGCAUUACAGCACCAAAAUGAAGUGUUGCCAAAUUUCAACACCGAAUUUCCCUCACUAAAUGAUGUGGCACAGUUACCAGUAGAUGUUCAUGGAUCCACUUCGCUGAAGUGGUGA
Ilex paraguariensis (yerba mate) is the source of this 2589-nucleotide messenger RNA. The record is from the annotation of a GenBank genome assembly. NCBI's taxonomy places the organism in Eukaryota, Viridiplantae, Streptophyta, Magnoliopsida, Aquifoliales, Aquifoliaceae.